UCUACAUACGCACAAGCGGAUGGGAGGUCAAACAGCCAGCCGAUCUUGUGUGCCGCUACUGUUGACACGGAGGACUUAUGGACAUACCCGAUGGUCAAUACACGUCGGCGGUGUAUACUGCAAUUAAGGAUGCUCGCUAUCCUGAAGCUAUUCGCGUCCUGACAUCGGAGCUAGGGAAUUUUCCUCGCAGUCGGGCGGCACUGUCCCUGUUGAGCUAUUGCUACUACCAGAUGCAAGACUACAAAGCAGCAACCACCAUGUACGAACAGCUCGUGAAGAUCUGCCCCAGCGUUGAAGAGUAUAAGGUGUAUCUCGCCCAGUCACUGUACAAGGCUGGAAUGUAUCCAGAGGCAACGCGAGCAGCAGUUCGAGUCGACAGCCCCCAGUAUCAGCAGAGGAUGGUCGCCCUUCAGGGUGCCAUCAAGUACGAGCAAGACGAGUUGGCAGCGUGCAAGGGUUUCGUCGACCAAUGCCUGGGCGAUGAUCCGGACACCAUCAUCAGUUAUGCGUCGAUUUCUUUCAAAGAAGAAGACUACGAAGAUGCUAGGCAGAAGUACGCAGAUGCUAUGCAUACUCUCGGGUACCAAGCAGAUCUUGCGUACAACACGGCGCUGUGCUACUUCAAGGACAAGCAGUAUGUCUCUGCUUUAAAACAUGUUGACGAAAUCAUCGAGAGAGGUGUACGUGAACACCCAGAGCUCUCUGUCGGAAGCAACACAGACGGGAUUGAUGUGCGUUCUGUCGGCAAUUCACAGCUUCUACAGGAAACUUGUCUGGUGGAGGCGUUCAACCUACGAGCAGCCAUUGAACAAACCAGAAAAAACCACGAAAUGGCGGUGGAGGCCCUCAGCGAUAUGCCACCUCGCAGAGAACAAGAGCUGGACCCAGUCACUCUCCACAAUCAGGCACGUGCCCUUCUGCACAUGGAGGACGAUCCAACAGCAGGCUUCCGCAAGCUUAAUUUUCUGUUGUCCAACCCGCCGUUUCCACCGGAGACAUUCGGCAACCUGCUCCUGUUGCAUUGUAAGUACGGUUACCACGAACUCGCCGCGGACAUCCUGGCUGAAAACAGCCAUCUCACGUAUAAGUUCUUGAGCGAAGAACUUUACGAGUAUCUCGAUGCUGCCAUCAUGGUGCAAACUAGUCCGGAGGAGGCGUACCGCAAGUACGAUGAAUUGACAUCAAAGCACAUCGACCAGCUACGGCAAUUGACGAAGCAAAUACAGGAUGCUCGUAUCGCCCGCGACAAUGAUGCUAUAAAGACUAGUCUGGAGAUGUACGAUGCAGCUCUUGAGCGUUACAUCCCUGUUUUGAUGGCGAUGGCGAGGAUCUACUGGGAUAGAGAGAACUAUCCCAUUGUCGAGAAGCUGUUCAGGCAGGCUGCGGAGUUCUGUUCAGAUCACGAUACUUGGAAAUUGAACGCCGCCCACGUCUUCUUCAUGGAGGAAAAAUUUAAGGAGGCCAUUCGAUACUACCAGCCUAUCGUGAAGAAGCAAGCAGAGAGCAUCCUAGAGGUUCCUGCGAUUGUCCUGGCAAACUUGUGCGUGAGCCACAUCAUGAUAAGCCAAAACGACGAGGCAGAAGAACUCAUGCGAAAGAUAGAAAAAGAAGAAGAGAAAGUGGCGCAAGAGGAUCCGGAAAAGCAAUGCUUUCAUCUUUGCAUUGUCAAUUUGGUUAUCGGAACGCUCUAUUGUGCCAAGGGAAACUUCGAGUUUGGAAUCAGUCGCAUCAUCAAGUCUUUGGAACCGUACGAAAAAAAGCUUGGUACGGACACGUGGUUCUACGCGAAGAGAUGCUUUCUGGCUCUUGCUGAGCAGAUGUCGAAGCAUAUGCUGAUCCUCAAGGAUGCCUCCCUGUACGAGAUCAUCGGUUUCCUCGACGCUGCAGAUCGGCAUGGCCACAACAUCCCAACGCAAAUAGGACCACAGGUCGACCCUGGGGGGAAACACACCGCUGACAAGUGGAACUGUACAGUGAGUUACGAGACACGACAGCUGAAAAAGAUAUUUUUAAAAUUGCGAGAUUAGGAACGGAAUUUGGGAGACGUUUGUGCUGCAUGUCGAAAGCAGGGGGGGCCACCACCGGCGGCGGCGGCGGCAGCAGCUGGCCGCUGGAGGACCCCCUCCCCAUCGUCCGGCUGUUGUGAUCUGCCGCGAGAGCUUCGGCGGCUUCGCCGCCAUUGGUCGGGGACCCCGUUGCCGGCGCCGUGUGGUUCAGGCCAUCGUCUUCGUCAUCGUCUUCAUAGGAACGACGUGCCGUGACAAAAGUCGUACGUGUAUCGAGGGUGUGUUGUGUUUCGUCGUGACUGGCACCACGCGCUCAAGCUAUACAUGCAGCGCUGAGGAUUCAUGUGUUGCCAGGAGCAACCAGCGGCGAACAAAAAACAAGCAAGUAUGAAGCAUUAUGCUGACCUACGGACCUCUCCUGUCCAACUUAGGUGUGCAAGAUGCAGCAAGCACAGAAUAGGCGACUUGCCCCGGAUUGAAGGUCAUGCUUCACGAAUUCCUGAAUGCUGUGUUGACAUUUCAGCGUUACUGCCGAUUUGUUACAAAAAACGCGUC
Molecule: messenger RNA, 2561 nt
Organism: Ectocarpus sp. CCAP 1310/34
Lineage: Eukaryota; Phaeophyceae; Ectocarpales; Ectocarpaceae
Source: the annotation of a GenBank genome assembly